This is a messenger RNA of Scylla paramamosain (green mud crab), 5619 nucleotides long. RefSeq lists its product as uncharacterized. Bases 1 to 3333 code for a protein of 1110 amino acids. The record is from RefSeq and is a predicted model, not a curated record. Lineage: Eukaryota; Metazoa; Arthropoda; Malacostraca; Decapoda; Portunidae. The transcript is spliced from 11 exons.
AUGCACGUGAAGCACACUCCAUACAUGGGCGGGUAUGGCCCCUGUACAGAGUUACCAAGCUCUAAGGCCACGGAGACGGGGAGUGCCUGUGUUGUCACCACUGCCUCUAUGAAAGCUACUGACCGCCCUGUGCGUGUGUUGCCGCGUCAGAAAAGGAGUGUUGCGUCUCCAGGAGGGUCUUCCCCUUCCGAGUGGCGUCCGCGCUUGCUUCCUUCGUCAGGCACCUCCCGCCUCGCGCCUUCCUCCCUCCCAUCUCCCAGAGUCUACACACCUGCACUCUUGAGGCACCUCCCGACUCACGCCUUGCUUCCUCCCGUCUCCCAGAGUCUACACACCUGCACUCUUGAGGCUGCUGGCGAGAGGAACUGCCGUCCCAAGCCCUCCACCAUGGCCGCCGCUCCGAAAGUUUGCGUCCGUCGCAUUAAGCUUAUCUGUCUCAUGGAGAACGCAGGCAAGGACGUCUUGACCUUCGUGUUGAAGCGCGGCGCGCUGAACGCCCCCGCCACGCCGCCGGGCAAGUCCCUCACUGACUACCUUGACAACCUUCCUCAAGGCUCGACAGCCAACUAUGGAAGGAUGAGUAAAAAACAAAAGAAAGCAGCAGUGAACCACACCGACCGCCGCCAAGCACAACGCUUCCCUUUAUGGGACAAUUUUGAUUUGACUUUAUUGUACAAAGCAAUAAAGCUGACGUGCGAAGGCCUGGCGAGAGAUGGCGAUCCCGAAUGGGGGAACCAGAACACCCUGGAGGGAUUGGUAACAAAAAUCAAGGAUGAGCGGAAUGAACUCUUUCAUGAAGUGAAAUCUUUCAGCGAGGCAGAGUACCAGCAGAAAGUCAACGAGUUAGAACACCUCUUUAUCCGAGUCCUCGCCGCAGCCAAGACCAAAUACUGCAUUCCUGACGCAGAGGUGACACCCGUGCAGGACAACGCCCGGCAGGUCACUGAUACCUUCAGAAAAACAGGAAUGGAGAAAGAAAUUUUAAAAGAUUAUUUCAGUAUCAUGCACCAAGAAUUUAUGAGAGACAGUCAGACCCACCUCAAAACAUCCUAUGAUCGAAUGCAAACCUUUGAUCCUCUGUCCUUCCUUACCGACUCACCAAAACACCACCAUCACAUCCAGGACAUUUUCUGCAAGAUGUCCCUCGUGGAAGGAAGAGGACACUUCCAACAGAGGCGAGACAUCGACACUUGCGACGUGCUGACGGUGACGCGCCGCGCGGGACAGAAUCCACAGCCGUCCACAUCCUCAUCGGCCACGCCGCCCACGCACGGCGCCAAGCCACAGCUCAUCCUGAUCAGGGGCGUGGCAGGAAGCGGCAAAACGACCCUUCUCACCUUCCUUGUCUCAGAGUGGCUUCAGGAGCCCGGCGCCUGCACCAUCAAACACCUGGACGAGUACGACAUCGUGGUGCGUGUCUUGUGCCGCGAUGAUGAAGGCCCAUCUCUCCAGAACUUCAUCAAAGUGAUCCUCCCAAACCAUUUUGCUGUGAUGGACGAACACCUCAUCCCCCUCCUACAACAAAGCAAGGUUCUCUUCCUGAUUGACGGCCUGGACGAACUGUCGCCAGGCACUCCAUCACACAGCCUUGUGAAGGACAUCAUCAACAUCUCGAAAUACUCGCCAGGCUUCACACUCGUCUGCACAUCGCGGCCCGAAACAGUGCAAGACUUCCUGGCCAAAGUACCUGAUGGCUAUGAGGUGUGGGACAUGGAGAUGAAAAGUGUUAGCCAUGAACAAAGAAUUCAUUUUGUCAUGAAGCAUUACAACAGCUUCCCAGACAAGGGGAACAAAGACCCUGAGAGGCUUGAGUACCUCAUGAAACACAUUGGCUGGAAGGAUUACCUGGGCCUGCCAUUAAAUUUAUUGUUCGUGGCAACACUUUUCUACAUCGAUCAAGACAAGAUCAAGAUCACCACCACCCAGACCAGCCUGUACGUCACCAUAAGAGAUUGGUGCAUAGAAAAACUGCAGGCCAGACUCACAGAUGAUCCACGAGACACAAAGACCCGCGAGGUCCUCAUCUCUAUGGUUCUACAAGAUAUAUACGACAUGUCAUUGCAAGGUCUUCUACAAGACCGACUGACUCUGUCAAAACAGGAAGAGCAGAAGCUGAUUUGUUGCUGCCUUGGAAAAGGAUUACCCAGCAAGGAAGUCAUCCCAGCGUUUUUCAAUCUUCAAGACACCAGUGACAGGCUGGGGCAUCAUCAGAAGUACGCAGCCCCACACAAGAGCCUACAAGAAUUCUACGGUGCAUCAGCAAUCGUCCACAAGCUGGUGGAGGGCUCACACUCAGCAAACAUACGACGCAUGCUUCACGACCCGCCGCCAGAACAGCUCCGGAACUUGAGAAACCUGCUGCUGCACGUGGCAGGUCUCCUCUGCCACCCUAACACACCACUUUGUGCUGCAGCCAUACAAGAGGUGGUGGACCUGCUGGCGGAGACUGGUGUGAAAGACUGUGAUGAUUGGCUGUCCAUGCUGGAGGACACUGAAGUGAACAGGACUGCCUUGGAUUGUGUUGUCAGACACAUUACAAGUGAUGAGAGGGAGAGGGUAACAAUAAGAGACAGCACCAUCACCAGUGCCAGGGCCCUCCUCCCCCUCAUCCCCUCCAAGAAGGUAUGGAUAGAGCUAAGCAGGAAGGAAUCAGACGUGCAGGGGCUCAUCUUUGAACACCACGAAUACACUGAGCUGCACCUGCACCACCAAUACAGGCAUCCAGACCAAGCCACUCACUGUGACUCCUUGCUGCGUGCCAUGCCCAGGAGUCACCUUAAGUGGUUCAGGGGUCACCUAAGUGGUGCCGGCACACAACUGCUGCAGGAGUGCCGGGGCCUGGAGGGGCUCCGCCUGGCCGUGUGUGACCAAGACGCCCAAGAGGUUCUGGCCGCCAUCAGCGCCGUCCACGCGUCGCUGCCUCAGCUACACGCCCUCUACCUACACGUCCCCGUGGGUGCCGUGAGGACACAGGCGUGCACCACACGGCUGCCUGGCUGCCCACUGGUGUUCCUCGUGUUGUCUGGCGUGGACGAGAGGCUGCUGGAGGAGGCGGCCCAGAUAGCACAGCUCCUGCAGCCCACACAGCGCCGAUACUUCACCAUCACCUUCCCCGGCAGCAGCAUGAAGGCAGAUGUGUGGCGGCGCUGCCUUCACAAGCUGGCCAAUGCCGGCGUCACGGUGGAUGAUGAUGGUGCUGGUGGUGGUAUUGUAGCACCGGACACCAGCCCCAUCACGGAGGAGGAGGAGAGGGAGCUGCACACCCUUGCCAGCACCACGAUGUUUGGUGCCUUCAACAGAGUGUCUGAAGAGUACCUGUGGCGGUACCUGUAAUCCCCGUGACGGCCAGACUCAUCGGUGCUGGAAGUGCAUCCACUCACGAGGCAAACACCUGGGCUGCAUUUAUCCUACUGCAUUGUGUGUGUACAAGUCUACAGUGUGGCGCUCUCUCUCUCUCUCUCUCUCUCUCUCUCUCUCUCUCUCUCUCUCUCUCUGAUGAUUCAAAUUAUAUUCCUAAGUUUGUUAGAAUUCUUAAGUCUCUCUCUCUCUCUCUCUCUCUCUCUCUCUCUCUCUCUCUCUCUCUCUCUCUCUCUCUCUCUCUCUCUCUCUGAUGAUUCAAAUUAUAUUCCUAAGUUUGUUAGAAUUCUUAAGUCUCUCUCUCUCUCUCUCUCUCUCUCUCUCUCUCUCUCUCUCUCUCUCUCUCUCUCUCUCUCUCUCUCUCUCUCUCUGAUGAUUCAAAUUAUAUUCCUAAGUUUGUUAGAAUUCUUAAGUCUCUUUCUCUCUCUCUCUCUCUCUCUCUCUCUCUCUCUCUCUCUCUCUCUCUCUCUCUCUCUCUCUCUCUGAUGAUUCAAAUUAUAUUCUUAAGUUUGUUAGAAUUCUUAAGUCUUGAUGUAGUCUCUCUCUCUCUCUCUCUCUCUCUCUCUCUCUCUCUCUCUCUCUCUCUCUCUCUCUCUCUCUCUCUGAUGAUUCAAAUUAUAUUCUUAAGUUUGUUAGAAUUCUUAAGUCUUGAUUCUCUCUCUCUCUCUCUCUCUCUCUCUCUCUCUCUCUCUCUCUCUCUCUCUCUCUCUCUCUCUCUCUCUGAUGAUUCAAAUUAUAUUCUUAAGUUUGUUAGAAUUCUUAAGUUUUGAUGUAGUCUCUCUCUCUCUCUCUCUCUCUCUCUCUCUCUCUCUCUCUCUCUCUCUCUCUCUCUCUCUCUCUCUCUCUCUCUCUCUCUCUCUCUCUCUCUCUGUGUGUGUGUGUGUGUGUGUCCGUGGUGGUGGGUGGGUGAAGUUGUGUUGGUAAGGUGGUGGCGAGUGUGAGUGUGAAGUGUCGGUGUGCAGUGUGUGUGAGAGCCAAGUGUCAGUUAGGAUCACGUUAGUACAAGGUGGGCCCAAGCAAAGUUGUGGUGCAGUUUGCAAUGAUUGUUGAUGGUGCACGUGCAGUUUUCCUCGUGGCAAAGUUCACGCCAGAAGUGAGAGAGUCAAGUCACCACAAGACAAGGCUCAGUGUUCUGUCGUGAAGUCUGCGGUGACUGCUGCUAUCACUUCCCACCUGCAGUAUAUACCUUUUAGCAAAGUUUACUUACAAGUUGUAAGUCACCACAAGCCCGGGACUCAACACUCUAUUCUUUAGUGCCUGAUGAUUCUUAAUUGUUCAUCUGCAGUUUGUGUUGCAGCAACGGUUGCGCCAAAACUAUGUUAGUGCGCGCCGAGGAUGCAAGAUGAUUGUCAGUGUUGCGUGCGGUGCGUGUGUUUAGGCCAAGUGUAAGUGACGGCUGAGUUAGUGCAAGAUAAGGCUGAGUAGUGUUCUGUUCUGAAGUGUGAGGCGGUUCUUGGGGUCACUUCCCACCUGCAGUAUGUCUUGUGGCAAAGUUGAAGCUGAGAAUUAAGUUAGUACAAGCGGAGGAUUCAAGUGAUUUGGUUCACCUCACGGUGAUUCUUAAUGUUUGUUGCAUCUGCUGUUUGUCUUUAGGCUAAGUUAAGUUACAAAUAAGCUGAGUUACAACCACAAGCUGAGGGUGAAGGCUGCUGCUGCUGCUGCUGCAUGCAGUCUUCACCUCAACUUGGUCAGGUUGAUGCUUUCUUCAUUUCUGUGUUGAGUUUCAAGUUUACUACAAGUGGUGGCAGGUUUGUCACGUUCUCGUAAGUGGAUGCACGGGUGUGAGUGUGGCGGUGGUGGUGGUGGUGGUGGUGGUGGUGAGAGCCGUGCAUUCCCAAGGGAAGGGGAACGCCCGCCACGUGCAAGUGUGGCGAGGAGCUUCACCACAAACACUGUACGAGUAUUAUUCUCUGUACCACACAUGGCUGAUUCCCUCAUUAAAAGCUGUAGUACAACCACUUGUUUGUAUCUCCUUCAGGUAUGCUCACACCACGCCUGCCUUCACUCACUACUCGGCGACUGUGUGUGUGUGUGUGUGUGUGUGUGUGUGUGUGUGUGUGUGUGUGUGUGUGUGUGUGUGUGUGUGUGUGUGUGUGUGUGUGUGUGUGUGUGUGUGUGUGUACGAUGAUGUAGUGAGCCACGUGCACACCACUGACUCGUGCACUCGUCAGGUCUUGUCUCACCACGUGCACACAAGAACCUUCGGUGCACGCUGCAUGUCAACUGAGACUAUCUUCCAAACGACCAUUUUAACUAUCUAGC